AUGUCUUCAAACGGCAGCUUUAACAACAACAAAGUUUCCCCCUCUGAAAAAACUCAUUGUUCUAUAAUAAAAUUAAAUUAUAAUGAUAAUUCAUUUAAAUCCUCCCCUUUUCCAAUUGAUAACAUUCCCCCACCUUUAUAUAACGAAUUUGAAGGGGAUAAUGAAGGAAAUAAAAAUAAUAAAAAGGAGAAAAAUACGCAAUUAAAUAUAGACGAGAAAGGAAGAUUGUAUAGACAGAAGGGGCUCUCAUUUAAAAUCACCCUUCUCAAUUUUUUAAAAACGCUAGUUGGAGCAGGCUUCCUUUCUCUCCCCUUGGCUUUUCGAAAUGCUGGAUUAUGGGUAAUUUAUUAUUUAUGGGAACACUUGAGGGUAUAAAAUGGAUCUUAUGAUAAGAUGUAUUAAAAUAGAAAGGGGUGCCAUUGAGAUAAUGAUUAUUGCGAAGGG
This is a messenger RNA of Meloidogyne enterolobii, 444 nucleotides long. The record is from the annotation of a GenBank genome assembly. Lineage: Eukaryota; Metazoa; Nematoda; Chromadorea; Rhabditida; Meloidogynidae.